Cottoperca gobio is the source of this 1753-nucleotide messenger RNA. RefSeq names its product beta-2-syntrophin-like. The transcript is spliced from 7 exons. NCBI's taxonomy places the organism in Eukaryota, Metazoa, Chordata, Actinopteri, Perciformes, Bovichtidae. Gene Ontology annotation, biological process: neurotransmitter receptor transport, endosome to postsynaptic membrane; establishment or maintenance of epithelial cell apical/basal polarity; neurotransmitter receptor transport postsynaptic membrane to endosome. The coding region runs from base 90 to 1130 and encodes 346 amino acids. Gene Ontology annotation, cellular component: basolateral plasma membrane; postsynaptic membrane; postsynaptic density. The record is from RefSeq and is a predicted model, not a curated record. Gene Ontology annotation, molecular function: protein kinase binding.
AGCAACGGCUGGUGUCUUCUGACUAUCUCCAGGAGUGUAGAAAGCCUCAUACUAACCCGUCCCCCAGGACCGGUAGGCAAUACUGGGCCAUGAUCCCAGGCUUCAGCUGGGAGGCAAACGAAGAGCGUCAGCAGGCGAGACCUCAACUGUUCCCAGCCAGCGACAGAGUGUGUGGUCGCUCCUCCUGCGCGGAGAAGGACGCAGAGGAAAUUGAGCAGCUUGAGGAGGACGGUGCAGGCCAGCUGCCAGCAGAGAGCAAUGACUUACCGCGACGGUUUCGCCAUCAGAGAAGUGAAACCCCAGAGGGGAGGAAGUGUCAGCGUCACAGAGCUCUUAAUGCGGGCUCCGGUCUCCAUGGAGACCCCGUCCCCAACAUGAAGAUCUCCUCCAUCACAGGGAAGUCUCCCUCGGUGACAGAGAAGACCCUUCCUCAGGAAUCAUUCGCCUUUCAAGUGCCAUUAAGAUUACAGAUCAAAGUGUCUGGCCAGAGUGGUAGUUUGGGAAUCAGCAUUGCUGGUGGGAAGGGCUCCAUGCCUUACAGAGACCAUGAUGAGGGCAUUUUUAUUUCCAGAGUAAACAAAGGGGGGGCAUCAGAAAAGGCAGGGGUCCAUGUUGGAGAUAGAUUGCUGGAGGUCAAUGGCCUCAAUAUGCAGUUGGUGACCCACCAUGGGGCAGUCAGUGCUCUCAGGAAUGCUGGGAGCUGCAUCAAGAUGAAAGUUCUCAGAGAGAGGCUGUUACCUCGAGAAGCGUGUGACCCGGGUGUGCCUCAGGAUCCUUGGAACGUGACAGGACGACAGCUAUGCAGCCAAGACGGCGGAUGCCAGAGAGGCAAACAGCCAAAGAUGAAGAGCGUGGAAGACUGUUUGUCCAAGAAGAUUGAGAUGGUUGUCUGCAACGGCAACAGCAUUUCUGAUUUGGAUGGCGAGCUGAACAGGAUCUUUUCUGAAGCAGAGGUGCAGCCCCACAAUUAUUUACUUCAAUGGGGGAGACACACAAUGACAAUCCCGCGGAUUAUCCUCACUCAUCCCUCUACCUCAGAUGAAGAUGUCGAGCUCUUGACACAGAUUCCCAACAGAGAGCCGUUACAUGACUCUGGCAUUCAUGACAGACGCGUAGGGAAACACACAUGAAGGACACAGAUUGUUAUUGCUCACCUCUUUUCUCAUGUUACUGUGGUGGAUUAGUGUAAAACAAACUGCUGGUAUGUGUUUUUUAAGCUUUUUGUCUGUCAGAUUCAAUUGCUGCUAAUAGUAUUUGGUGAUAUUACAAGAAUGAACUUUAAGACUUUAUUUUUAUUACUAAAACCUCAGUUUUGCCUGUGCAUAUAGAACAGAGACUGUAAAGCAUGACAAAUCUGUUCUCUAAUGUCCGAAGUAAUUACAUGUCAUAAUAUUAACAGUCAAUUAAACAAUGAAUGCUGCUGGCUACCUCUACUCCACACCGCUGUGCUGUAAAUUAUGGAUGUGCUGGGUGAGAUAGUGCCUCUGCCCAUGACAAUCAGAAGCACUCAAACUUUUUAUAAUCUUUACAGAGAUAAAAUGCCACACAGCUGUGUGGACAGUGCACAGCGAGGACUCCGCUUCCUGCAGAGUCCUGAUGCAGAAUGAAUCUAUUAAUUUCCUCACAUAAAAUUCCGAAUCAUGAGAUUACGCACUGUGAUUUCUGAAAAGAUAAAGAGAACAUACAGCUUGCUCGUCAUUACCUGCCUUGUGUUAUUUUUACAGUUGCAACUGCUCAUUGUUCACUUUCUCAA